AUGAAAUAUGAAAUAAACGGUACUCAAAUUCAAAAACUUGUCAAUCCAGGAAUAACGACAACAUUAAAAGGAUAUUGUUCGUACAAUAAAACAAAUAUUUCUUCACAUCAAAACGCUGUCUGGGAUAGUGAUUUUAAAAAUCAACUCAUAUUGAAUAGAGCAUCGAUAGAUUUAAAUGUUAUAAAACAGUAUAAAAAUAAUGAGGUAGUGGACGCUCCUAAACUAAAAGAUGUUAAAAUAAACAUAACAAAAAUAUUGUGGCGGAUGCCUAUAGUGAAAGUGAGUGAUAGAGAAAAAAUCCGACUGUUGAAAGUAGUCAACAAUCAGAAACCCCUAACGUGUGCGUUUAGAAUGGUUAGAUCUGGGGAAUUGUGUGAAUAUCCGUUUUUACCUCAAAACACUUCACAUUCUUGGAAAGUAAAGACUUCCAACAAGUUAGAAAAACCUAGAUAUGUCAUAAUCGGUUUUCAAACUGACAGAAAAAAUAGUUCAAAUUUUCAAAGUGACUUUAACAAAAAUAAGAUGGCGACAUUAUACCGCGCGUAUGCCAAGUUUCAAAAAUCUUACUAUGGUCACGACGAUGAAACACCUCUAUUGAACCGAUCAGAAUUCAAAAGUAUCUCUCCAAUCAUAGUUGUUGACAUGAGCCAACAGAACGACAACGUGAAAAUGUCGACAGUGGACCUCAGAAUUGAAUUAGAAGCUGAUGAAGCGUUCCCGGCUUCAACUUCAGCAUAUUCGGCGUGGGGUGAAGAGCAUAAGUUGCUCGAUCAGAUGGUUCGAGGGUAG
Metopolophium dirhodum (rose-grain aphid) is the source of this 789-nucleotide messenger RNA. RefSeq lists its product as uncharacterized. The record is from RefSeq and is a predicted model, not a curated record. The transcript has 4 exons. The coding region runs from base 1 to 789 and encodes 262 amino acids. Lineage: Eukaryota; Metazoa; Arthropoda; Insecta; Hemiptera; Aphididae.